Messenger RNA from Ananas comosus (pineapple), 962 nucleotides. Its product is annotated as glutathione S-transferase U10-like. Gene Ontology annotation, molecular function: glutathione transferase activity. Gene Ontology annotation, biological process: glutathione metabolic process. The record is from RefSeq and is a predicted model, not a curated record. NCBI's taxonomy places the organism in Eukaryota, Viridiplantae, Streptophyta, Magnoliopsida, Poales, Bromeliaceae. Gene Ontology annotation, cellular component: cytoplasm. The coding region runs from base 64 to 732 and encodes 222 amino acids. The transcript is spliced from 2 exons.
UCAAACACAAGCUAUUAUACUGGAGAGUUACUAGGAUUCAUUUCCCUGCGUAAGCAAUUAGCAAUGGAAGAGGUGAAGGAGGUGAAGCUCCAUGGGUAUGUGAAGAGCGGUUACAGCACCAUGGUGCACUAUGCACUUAGGCUCAAGGGCGUGUGCUACGAGUAUGUGGAGGAGGAUCUGAAAAACAAGAGCGAGGAGCUUCUUUCGCUGAACCCAGUCUACAAAAAGGUCCCGGUUCUCGUCGUGGACGGCCGGCCCAUCGCCGAGUCGCUGAUCAUCUUGGAGUUCGUCGAUGAGGUCUGGAAGGAUAAUAAUCCGUUUCUACCGCAAGAUCCUUACGAGAGAGCCAAGGUUCGGUUUUGGGCCCAGUUUUUCUACCAAAAGUUAGUUCCAGGUGGUUAUGCCAUCCGAAACUCCGAGGGAGAGGCGCGAAAGAAGGCGGCAGAAGAGUUCGUCGACAGCCUGAUCAUACUGGAAGAAGGUCUUCGUAAGGACUUGUACACCGGCGUCCCAUUUAUUCACGGCGAGAGGCCCGGCCUGCUUGACGUAAUCCUCAGCGGGUCGCAUUCGACGUUCAACUACCUCGGAGGCCUUGCAGGGGUGAAGCUACUGGAGAAGGAAAGAAUGCCGAUCCUUUGUUCCUCCCUCGACGCCUUUGUUGAGCUCGAUGCGAUCAAAAGCAUGGCUCAGGACUUCAAGAUCCCCAAGCCGCCCGCACCGUCGGCGGCUUAGAAAGGGAACACCACUGCAGGGAAGGUGAGAGAUAUGAGUGAUUAUUCAACUAUUCAGAGAGUCCACAAGUACCAACCUUUGCCUAGUGCCAAUGUAAUGCAUUUUGUUUUCACUUCUCUUCGUGAUGUAAUAAGGAUAGAGACUUGGCUCUGAAUUUGUUGAUCUUGUAGUUGGGUUCAAAGUAGUAAGGAUUUUUAUUGCACUAAAUAAACACCCAUGGAAUUGGUUAA